CUUAUUUCUUAUUAUUAUUGAAGAGCAGUUAGAAAAAAUUGAAUUAGGGUUUCAUCUUCUUCACCCAACUAUAGUAGAAUAGAGAGUAUCUGCGCAAACAAAACCCAGUUCUCUCUUCUCUUCUAAUCUUUCCCGCCAUUUUCUUCACACUCUCCACACUUCAUUUGAAUACUAGCCGUUAGAUCUGCCAUUUCCAUAUACUUUUUUUUUUUAAUUUCCAAAAAAACUUUUUUGACCGUUGCUCUCGCCGGAGUGAACGGGAAAUGUCUGCAUCCGAAGCUGAGAAGAAGGUCGAGCAAGAAAACGAAGUUCCCAAAGGGGGUGAACUCUUGUUCUGUGGUGCCACGUGUUGGGAUAUCGUUGGUCGUCGCAAAGGUCCCGCCGAGGGUAACUUGGUCUCUCCUUCUCGCCUCCGUCCUCUCGUUGGCAUUGAUAUUCGUUACGUUGCCUCUGGUUGCGCGUCUUGUCAUUGCGUAGCAUUGGACGUUGAAGGGCGUUGCUAUACAUGGGGACGUAAUGAGAAAGGGCAACUGGGUCAUGGAGAUACCAUUCAGCGUGAUAGGCCGACUGUGGUGUCUGAACUAUCAAAAUACAAAAUUGUUCAAGCUGGAGCUGGGAGGAGCCAUACGGUAGUUGUUACGGAUGAUGGAAAUUCCCUAGCAUUUGGAUGGAACAAACAUGGACAGCUAGGUUCCGGUUCUGCAAAAACUGAAAUUGAACCAUCUCCUGUUCGCUGUGUCGUAUCUGAAGUUAAAUAUGCUACAUGUGGUGGUGACUUUACUGUGUGGUUAUCUUCAGUCGACGGAGCUUCUAUACAGACUGCUGGUCUUCCACAGUAUGGACAACUCGGGCAUGGAACAGAUAACGAGUAUAAUUCCAAAGACAGUUCUGUAAAAUUAGUUUAUGAAGCACAGCCACGUCCUCGAGCAAUAGCUUCCCUUGCUGGCGAAACCAUUGUCAAGGUGGCAUGUGGAACAAAUCACACAGUGGCGGUGGAUAAGAAUGGCUUUGUCUACACGUGGGGUUAUGGUGGUUAUGGAAGGCUAGGACAUAGGGAGCAGAAGGAUGAAUUUGCUCCUCGCCGUGUUGACAUUUUUACGAAUAGAAAUGUUUUGCCUCCUGAUGCAAUUAUCUCAGCUGGUUCUAUGAAUUCUGCAUGUACUGCAGCUGGAGGGCAAUUGUACAUGUGGGGCAAAAUAAAGAACACUGGUGAUGACUGGAUGUACCCUAAGCCUCUAAUGGAUUUAAGCGGUUGGAAUAUACGAUGCAUGGAUUCAGGGGGUAUGCACCAUUUUGUUGGGGCUGAUUCCUCAUGCAUAAGUUGGGGUCAUGCUCAGAAUGGAGAGCUGGGAUACGGACCUACUGGACAGAAGUCUUCAGCUGUACCAAAAAAGGUGGAUAUACUUGAGGGUAUGCGUGUAUUGAGUGUUGCUUGUGGUUUGGGUCAUUCCAUGGUUGUCGUCGACAGAGCAAAUGUUGCUGAUAGACUCGACCAGCUUGAUACACAUGAUGGCAAAGCUGCUGGUGAAGCAGGUAAUGAGCCCGUGAACAAAACUUCAGUGCCUAAGAAGGCUGCUCCAAAAAAGGGUGCAAAGAAAGCUGACAGCUCAAAGAAGAGGAAAAAAGCAAAAGAUUCAUCUGACUCCGAAGAAGACCAAGAGGCUGAAGAAAGUGAUAACAGUGAUGAUGAAGUUAACGGUGAGGCUGAUGUUAAAACAUCACGCGGUGGAAAAAAUUCUGGCCGAGGGCGCGGUCGUGGUCGCGCUCCUGCAAAUAAAAGCAGUUCUAAAUCUUCUCCAGUGAAGCCAACCGGUAAGAGAGGAAGACCCAGAAAGUCAUAACUUAGUUUUUAGUUGGAAAUUUUGUUCUCUAUAUACCUAGAGAAUCGUAGUAACUCAAAAUGUGGUCCAGCUAACUAUUUGUGGCAACUUUUCUUCAAACAUACAUUUAAAUUGUAACCCUUUUUUAGGAAUGUAGUGGCAAGAAGUGCCCGCGUUGUAAGUUUUGUGUGUGGAGGUGGUAUACGGUAUACCUUCUUCAGUUUCCAUCAGCCCACUGGACGUCAAUCUGCUGGGCUGGUGACCUGCUGAGAUGUUUAUUGAUGAAACAUGAGGCCUAUUAUGUUGUUUUAUUUUUUAAUCCGUGAUGUAUAACAUACUAAUUUUUCAUUGUCACAACUUAAUAUUCAGUAGUUGUUUCUUCAA
Molecule: messenger RNA, 2204 nt
Organism: Trifolium pratense (red clover)
Lineage: Eukaryota; Viridiplantae; Streptophyta; Magnoliopsida; Fabales; Fabaceae
Product: protein RCC2 homolog
Exons: 16
Coding region: 264-1841 (525 amino acids)
Source: RefSeq, a predicted model, not a curated record